AUGACAACCGGACUCUUCAACUACAUCGAUCCGACAUCGAGUCUCGACGACAACGGAAACAGAGUCAAGCCCUGGGCUAAAGUCGACGUUGACCAGACUUCUUUUGAGCGCAGCCAGCACAAGCGCGACGUCGUGGACAUUCGCAACGCCGCUAGCACUACCGCCUUUGGUGUAGAUCUUUCUGGCUUCGAUGUCUUCAAGUCUCCCGCCAAGGAAACAGAGUUCACUGACGAUGCGGCUGUGAGGAAUGGCUACUACGGCGAAGUUGAAGCGCUGCUCAAAGAGAGGAUUCCUGAGAUCAAGAAGGUUGUUAUCUUUGAUCAUACUAUCCGUAGGAGGGAAAAGUCGAGUCCCAGACAGCCUGUGCAGCAAGUCCAUGUUGAUCAAACCCCCGGCGCUGCUGAAGCUCGCGUGAGGCGACACACCGAUCCUUCAGAGACAGAAGAGCUUCUCAAGGGUCGAUACCAAAUCAUUAACGUUUGGCGACCGAUUGGCCAUCCGGCAACAGACUUCCCCCUCGCAGUCGUGGACUAUCGCACCACAAAGCCAGAAGACAUGAUCAAAGUUGAUCUUCUGUACCCCAAGCGCGAGGACAACGACGAUGAUGAUCGUGGAAAGGAAGUCCUCCCUGAUGCAUCGACGCUUCGCUCAACGGAGGGGUAUCAGAUCAAGGGCGAGACGUAUUCUGUUGCGCCGAAUGACGGGCACAAGUUUUACUACGCGAAGGAUAUGACGCCUGAGGAGGUCAUGUUGAUCAAGUGCUUUGAUUCGAAGAGUGAGGUUCAUGAGGGUGGUCAGCAUGGGUUGGCGGGAUAUACACCUCACACUGCGUUCGUUGACCCUGCUACGCCGGCGGAUGCGAAGGGACGGCAGAGCAUUGAGGUUAGAUGCUUGGUAUUUUACUAG
Molecule: messenger RNA, 906 nt
Organism: Fusarium tjaetaba
Lineage: Eukaryota; Fungi; Ascomycota; Sordariomycetes; Hypocreales; Nectriaceae
Product: 7alpha-cephem-methoxylase P8 chain
Exons: 1
Coding region: 1-906 (301 amino acids)
Molecular function (GO): oxidoreductase activity
Source: RefSeq, a predicted model, not a curated record